GCCUGGCCAGGGGAGGUUACACACUGCUGCUUUGAUUCUAAUCCCCAAACACUUACACUCUCAGACUCACUCGCACUCGGAGAACCCUCUGUAUGAGGAUAAGUCUCUGACGCUUGGAACAUAACUCGUUUUGGAGUUCCCUGGGACUUACUGGAAAAACACUGUGGGACACCAUGGCACUACGACAGGACGCUGGUAAAGAACCCAGCAUUGAGCUCUUCAUCAAGGCCGGACAUGACGGGCAGAAUGUUGGAAACUGUCCGUUUUGCCAGAGACUCUUCAUGGUUCUGUGGCUGAAAGGAGUCAAGUUCACUGUGACCACAGUGGACAUGAAGAAGAAGCCAGCGGAACUGAAAGACCUGGCCCCAGGGACCAACCCUCCUUUCCUGUUGUACAAUGGGGACCUCAAGACCGACUUCAUCAAGAUUGAGGACUUCCUGGAGCUGACACUGGCCCCGCCCAGGUACCCCCACCUCAGUCCCCAGAACAAGGAGUCCUUUGAUGUGGGUGCAGACAUCUUUGCAAAGUUCUCAGCUUACAUCAAGAGCACGACCACCAACACCUACCACGAGACGGCCCUGCUGCGGGAAUUCAAGAGACUGGAUAUCUAUCUGAAUGCCUCUCUCCCACAGGAAAUAGACCAUAACUCCAGAGUGGAUAUGCUGGUCUCCAACAGGAAGUUCCUGGAUGGGGAUCACCUCACACUGGCAGACUGCAACCUGCUUCCCAAACUCCAUGUCAUUAAGAUUGCUGCCAAGAAGUAUUGUGACUUUGACAUCCCGGCCCAGUUUACAGGGGUCUGGCGGUACCUGCAGAACGCCUAUGAAAGAGAGGAGUUUCGACACACCUGCCCAGCCAACAUUGAGAUUGAGAAAGCCUACCUGGAUGUAGUUGGCAAAAGGAAAUAAGUGUCCUUCCCCAUCCUCUGAACUCUUUUCUCUUGUCAAACCUCUUCUCUGAACAGUAUGCAUCCCCAAGUCAAUAUAUUCUGAACUGAGGCCGUCUCAUAUAGCAAGUAGUGCCAUCAAAAAUCUAUGGGAAGCAUUGCUCUUGUAUAGUAAUCCAGUAGUCAGUAGGUCUAUGUUUCUAUCUCUGUGUUUCCAUCAUAGAGCAUGAAUACAUCAUAGAGCAUGAGUAUGUGGGAUUGCCCAAUGUGCUUCACUUCCACACUUCCAGGGAAUUGCCUCUGAUAAUUCUGUUUAUUGUAUGACUAAAGGUAAAGCCAGGGCUGCAUUGAGGAAAGUUCAGUGGAUACUGUCCACGGUUCAGGCAGCUAGCAGCAUGUCAAUAGAUGAGCAGCAGUAGUUCAGGUACCUUCACCACUCUGAUUUGACAAUGUGAAUGUACACUCAGUGACCACUUUAUCAGGUAAAACUCUAUACCAGCUUGUUAAUGCAAAUAUCAGGCAAUCAUGUGGCAGCAACUAAAUGCAUAAAAACAUGCUGAUGUGGUCAAGAGGUUCAGCAGUUUUUCAGACAGGGUGAUUUGAGUACCUCAGGAACUACUGAUCUCCUGGGAUUUUCACGCACAACAGUCUCUAGAGGUGCGAAAAGAAAAAAACAUCCAGUGAGCCACAGUUCUGCAGGCAAAAGCAUUGUUAAUGACAUUAAGGAGAAACCUCUGAGUGGAUAGGCUACAGCAGCAGAAGUUAAAAGAAUAAGUUAAAAUAUUAAGUCUAAUAAAUUCCAAAUAAAGUGCUCAGUGACUGUAUAUAAUAUACAUAUAAUGCACUGAAGACAAACAUAUUAAUGAGGUUUUUAGCUAACUUAAUGUUCCAAGUUGAGCUGCCUUUUCUCAUCACAUCCAGCCCGAUCCUGAUUAAUGAAAUUUCACAUACAGUAUGCGAUAAUGACAAUGAUGAUGGUGAUGAAAACAUGUAUAGAUGUAUUUCAUUUUCAGAAUAUUCAAUGAAUGCUUGAAUUGGGGCAAAUUCUUUAAACAACAAAGAAUCAUUAUUACAUAUGCCUCUUGUUUCACAUUUUAUCAUCUUGGCAGCAUGUUUGUCUGGAUUUUGACCUAUUCUGAAUCCUGCCAUAUUAAUGGUAAUGACUGGAAGAGCUUCACAAUUCUGAAAAUGUCAAUGUACAGUGUGCCUGUGUGGCACUGUGAGGAUGAUGAACAUUGAACAACAUCUGGUUAAAUACUGCCUCUAUGUGGUAAAAAAUUGCAUGGCAUUUUUGUCUGAAAGGCGUAAUUCUUCCAAAGACAUUCAAGUCAAGGUUUUCUUUUUUUUUCUUUUUUCUUUUUUUUUUUUUUUUUUUUUGAGAGAGAGUUGAGAGUCUUGCUUUAGUUUAGAUGCUUUAGUUUUUGUAUUAAUAAAAUGAGGGUUUGAACCUGACAUGGGACAAAUAUAUAAGAUUUGAAUAUUUUUAUUUGAAUUUGCAUUUCUGGAUACACUGCAAUGCUGGAAAACAUGUAUUUGAAACAUAUAUUUGAAGUGUGCAUAUUAUUUAUCUUUUUUUUUUAAUACAGAUACAUUUCACAGAUUUGAUUACUUUCAAAAUUAGCUUCAAUAUAGCAACAAUUGUAAUUAAAAGCAGUUCACUCCCAGGUAACCGCUUUGACACCCCAAUGUGUUUAAAGUCUUAAAUGGUUCACAUGGCUUUGAAAUGAAUCCUUUUUGAUGCUGAAUUUGGGGAACAUUAAACAUGUGACAAUUUAAUGAAAUAAUAAAAUACAUUAAGUAUUUUAAAAUCUGAAA
Messenger RNA from Conger conger (European conger), 2701 nucleotides. Its product is annotated as chloride intracellular channel protein 2-like. The transcript has 6 exons. The record is from RefSeq and is a predicted model, not a curated record. Bases 174 to 908 code for a protein of 244 amino acids. Lineage: Eukaryota; Metazoa; Chordata; Actinopteri; Anguilliformes; Congridae.